Sabethes cyaneus is the source of this 617-nucleotide messenger RNA. RefSeq names its product TCF3 fusion partner homolog. Gene Ontology annotation, cellular component: Ino80 complex. The transcript is spliced from 2 exons. Gene Ontology annotation, biological process: positive regulation of apoptotic process; apoptotic signaling pathway; apoptotic process. The coding region runs from base 74 to 388 and encodes 104 amino acids. Gene Ontology annotation, molecular function: DNA binding. NCBI's taxonomy places the organism in Eukaryota, Metazoa, Arthropoda, Insecta, Diptera, Culicidae. The record is from RefSeq and is a predicted model, not a curated record.
UAGUAAACAAAAUUCGUUGAGCGUUUAUCUAAUCCAUUUAAAAUAUACUUUACUUGUGAGAUGCUGAGAAAAUAUGACGAGUGGAAAACCGUCAAAAACUCAUCAGACCAACCAACGGCCCAGUAACGGAAGUCAGGUAUUCAGUGAGGUUGAGCAGAACGAACUUUAUCGAAGAGCCGUAAAACUACUGCAUGAGCGUUGUAAGGCUAUUCAGAAGAAUAAUGAACGAAUAGUGCACAGAUUACACGUAGUGAAAAGGCUGACGAAAAAACGGAAUCGUGAGGUUGAGAUGCUCAUGAAUCGCUUGGAUCGGUACAAUGAUAGCUGGCGAACCGCACCGCAACCGCUAGCCGUGAAGUUGGAGGAAAGUAAAACAGCACCGGAAUAGUAAUGAAUAAUUUCUCCACAGUUGGCAUUCAUAUAAGUUCAUAAAAUAAAUGUUUUACCUGUGAAAAAUUGAUUAAACUAGCUAUUCUUAGGAAUUCUUAGCGAAACUCAAGUUUUUGCUAUGGAAAAGUCGAUUUUAUUGCACCUAGCCGCUGCCGAGCAAUAGUUCCAUUGUAUAAUGUAUAUCUCACUUUGCUAUACAGUUUUAAAUUAAAUUAUUUGAAGUUAUA